Molecule: messenger RNA, 1381 nt
Organism: Melozone crissalis (California towhee)
Lineage: Eukaryota; Metazoa; Chordata; Aves; Passeriformes; Passerellidae
Gene: LSP1
Product: lymphocyte specific protein 1
Exons: 11
Coding region: 47-1099 (350 amino acids)
Biological process (GO): signal transduction
Molecular function (GO): actin binding
Source: RefSeq, a predicted model, not a curated record
AGGGGAGGGGGCGGCAGCGGGACCCUGCCCGCCGUGCGCCGCCACCAUGACCAGCGCGAUCCUCCGGCGCAACUCCAGCAAGCAGGGCCUGCAGAACCUCAUCAGGCUGACAGCACAGUGGAGCGUGGAAGAUGAGGAGGAGGCGGCGAGGGAGCGGCGGCGGCGGGAGCGGGAGAAGCAGCUGCGGUCCCAGGCAGAGGAGGGCCUGAACGGCACCGGGCCCUGCUCGGAAAGUGCUGCUCUGGCACAGCAAAACCACUAUGACUUUAAGCCGUCUGGGACUUCGGAGCUGGAGGAGGACGAGGGGUUCAGUGACUGGUCCCAGAAGCUGGAGCAGCGCAAGCAGAGGUCUCCAAGGCAGUCCUACCAAGAAGAGGAGAGUGGUGUGAGAGAAGCUCAAGUCAAACUGGAGCAGAUCCAGCUGGAUCAGGAAAGCCCAGAGGAGAAUAUGGUUAUCAGAGAGGAAGAGAGGCUGUGCCAGGAGGAAGAAGAGGUUCAAGAGCAGGAGAAAGAGGAACAAGUUGAGCAAGAGGAAAAGAAGAGAAGGCGAAAUGAUGGAGAGAAGGAGGAAACACCAGAGAAACGCCAGAAGGCCCCAAGCCUCGCCAGCCUGGAGGAGGAGGAGCUGUGCUCUGACCACACUGUAGUGUGCUCCACAAAGCUCACGGACAGAACUGAGUCACUGAACCGCUCGAUACAGAAAAGCAACAGCAUAAAGAAGAGUCAGCCUCCUCUCCCGGUGUCCAAGAUCGAUGACAGGCUGGAGCAGUACACACAGGCUAUUGAGACCUCCUCAAAGGCUCCAAAACCUGUGCGGCAGCCCUCUCUUGACCUUCCCACCACGAGCAUGAUGGUAGCCAGCACAAAAAGCCUCUGGGAGACUGGGGAGGUCACAGCCCAGUCUGCUGUGAAGCCCUCAGCCUGUAAGGAUAUCGUGGCUGGAGACAUCGUGAGUAAAAGAAGCCUUUGGGAACAGAAGGGGAAUCCCAAACCUGAGAGCAGUGUCAAGUCCAUUCCUUCUGGCAAAAAGUACAAGUUUGUUGCAACGGGCCAUGGCCAGUACAAGAAGGUGUUGAUAGACGAUGCUGCAGAGCAAUAGUGUGUCUGCAGAACUCAUUAACCAGCUGAGCUUGAUCCUGACUCAAUGCAACCCUCUGUGCCACUAUUUCCUCUGCUCCACAGAAGAUAAUUGAAGGAUGUUUCUCUUCUCCUGACUGCUGUCAGUCUGCUUUGGGUACAGCCUGACUCCUCCUGGGGUUUGAGCAGUACCCCACACUGCCUCCAGAUGGAUGAAAGGAACUAGAUCAGCUGACAAAACUCAUCCCUGUUUUAAUUUUCUAUGUUACUCUUUGGCUUUUUUUUCUCUUUUUCCUUUUUUUUU